UCAGCUUGAGGCCAAGGAUGGGAGGCUCAUUAUUCACCUUGGGCUUCUUUUCAGCCUUUCAAAUGGUGGCAUGUUUCAACAUUGAGUCUACUUCCUGGAGACACAUCCACCAACCAGCUGAGGGCUUUGGCUACAAAGUGAUCCAGCAUGAUGCAUCAAGUGUGUUGGUGAGUGCUCCUCUAGAGCAGUAUGGUGUGAAUAGGAGAGGACGGGUUUACCAAUGCCAGGUCUCAUCCAGCUCCUGCUCACCACUACACAUACAUGUUCCCCAACAUGGAGUCAAUAUGUCCCUUGGCCUUUCAAUGAGCAAGACUGGGACGUCCACAAAGACCGUGGUAGGCAGCCAUGCCUGUUUACUGGUCUCUUAUUUUUGUUUGUGGACCAACCAUCCCUAA
Molecule: messenger RNA, 395 nt
Organism: Sardina pilchardus (European sardine)
Lineage: Eukaryota; Metazoa; Chordata; Actinopteri; Clupeiformes; Clupeidae
Product: integrin alpha-M-like
Exons: 5
Coding region: 18-395 (125 amino acids)
Biological process (GO): cell-cell adhesion; integrin-mediated signaling pathway; cell adhesion mediated by integrin
Cellular component (GO): external side of plasma membrane; integrin complex
Molecular function (GO): integrin binding
Source: RefSeq, a predicted model, not a curated record